Molecule: messenger RNA, 1751 nt
Organism: Cicer arietinum (chickpea)
Lineage: Eukaryota; Viridiplantae; Streptophyta; Magnoliopsida; Fabales; Fabaceae
Product: E3 ubiquitin-protein ligase SP1
Biological process (GO): protein ubiquitination; organelle organization
Molecular function (GO): ubiquitin-protein transferase activity
Source: RefSeq, a predicted model, not a curated record
AAGUAGAGGUAGAGGUAGGGUCACACAUAACAAACACAUUAUCCUCUUUGCCCUUUCAUUUCCUUUCCUUCACUUUACUUCUUGCAUCAAAUUCCUUCACUUUCCUCCUAAAUCUAAUUUUGUUUUCCCUCCUUCUAAAUAAAUAAACAAAUUAUUAUUUUUAUUAUUAUUAAUAUUAUUAUUGUGGCAAAUAUCUAAGUUCAUUUUCUCUCAACCUAAAAACCUUUUUUUCCUCGUUUUCAAUUCGAAAAAUGACUCUUUGAACUUAGUGUUUGAAGAUGGCGAUGGUUCCUUGGCGUGGCAUCAGUUGCUGUUUGAGUGCUGCUGCUCUUUACCUUCUCGGUAGAGCCAGCGGAAGGGAUGUUGAAAUUCUUAAAUCCGCUAACCGGGUCAAUCAGCUGAGGGAGCUUGCACAACUGUUGGAUGAGGAAAUAUUACCCAUGGUUGUUGCAAUUUCCGGAAGAGUUGGUUGUGAAACCCCAAUUAACUGCGAGUUCAGUGGUUUAAGAGGUGUAAUAGUUGAAGAAACAGCAGAGCAACAUUUUCUCAAACACAAUGAUGCUGGUUCCUGGAUACAAGAUUCUGCAUUAAUGUUAUCCAUGAGUAAAGAGGUUCCUUGGUACCUGGAUGAUGGGACUGAUCGUGUCCGUGUAGUUGGAGCUCGGGGUGCCACUGGUUUUGUAUUACCUGUUGGGAGUGAGGCAUUUGAAGAGUCGGGUCGAUCACUUGUACGUGGAACAUUGGAUUAUCUUCAAGGUCUAAAGAUGCUUGGAGUUAAGAGAAUAGAAAGGGUACUUCCAGUUGGAACUUCCUUGACUGUUGUUGGUGAGGCUGCUAGAGAUGAUGUUGGAACUGUUCGAGUUCAGCGACCCUCGAAAGGGCCAUUUUAUGUCUCUCCCAAAACCAUUGAUGAACUCAUUGCAAAUCUUGGGAAAUGGGCGAGGUGGUAUAAGUGUGCUUCUCUGGGCUUGACAGUGUUAGGUGCUUAUCUGAUAGCUAAUCAUGCUAUUCGGUACAUCUUGGAAAAACGGCGUCGCAGUGAAUUGCAAAAAAGGGUUCUCGCUGCAGCUGCUAAGAGAUCGGGACAAGAUAAUGGAGGUGAAAAGGCUGACAGUUUAUCAGAUGGUGCUAAAAGGGAACGUGCGAUGCCAGAUUUGUGUGUAAUUUGCCUUGAGCAGGAAUACAAUUCCGUUUUUGUUCCGUGUGGGCAUAUGUGUUGCUGUACAGCUUGCUCUUCGCACUUAACCAGUUGUCCUCUUUGCCGGAGACAGAUAGAGAAGGCUGUAAAGACUUUCCGUCAUUGAGUGUUGAGCAUACAUACACCCACAUGACAAUGAGAAAUCAUACUUUAAGAAUCCCACAGUAGCAAUUUGCUCAAUGGUGAUUAUAUCAUUUAUACAACUUUUUAUCCAUCAACAUCUUUGUCUAUAUGAGCAAUGCGUUGUCUGUGUCUUGAAACCAAAGACUUUAAAAAUAAGCAUCAAGAUCGUGACUUACUGUUGGUUCUAUUGGCAUCUAAAAUUGUAAAAUAUUUAUUAUCCGGACCAGACUAGUUGCACGAUACUCGAACUUAUUGCCAAGUUCUAUUUUCAUAGAGUUAUGUUUUUUCCCCUCACUUUUUGUCGACUGUUCUAUCACAUGAUAUGAUGCAUGUUUGCAAACACAGUUGGUUAAUCUGAUCAGAGAUUUAUUGUUUGCACUUCACUCCUUAACAUAAGGAUGCAGUUGAUGAUACUGGAUUAUUUCUUCAA